Molecule: messenger RNA, 2277 nt
Organism: Penicillium brevicompactum
Lineage: Eukaryota; Fungi; Ascomycota; Eurotiomycetes; Eurotiales; Aspergillaceae
Product: Copper amine oxidase N2-terminal
Exons: 3
Coding region: 1-2277 (758 amino acids)
Biological process (GO): carbohydrate metabolic process
Molecular function (GO): hydrolase activity, acting on carbon-nitrogen (but not peptide) bonds
Source: RefSeq, a predicted model, not a curated record
AUGGCAGACAUGUCUACAAGCUUGAAGCCAAAGGUUCAAGUCCUGCUCUCUGUGGAUUUCGACGCCGUAUCAGGCUUUCUAGGGACGGGUGCUUCAGCCACCACCAAUCUAGCUGAUUAUAGCAGCGGUUUCUUUGCCGCCCAAGUGGGAGUGCCUCGUCUAUUACGACUGUUCAAAAAACAUGGAAUCUCAUCAUCGGUGACUUGGUUUGUACCCGGACAUUCAAUGGAAUCAUUCCCAGAAGAGACCAAGGCCAUUGUCAAUUCGGGUGCGGAGAUCGGUUGCCAUGGAUAUGCACACGAGGGGUCAAGUCAAAUGACAGAGUCUCAAGAGAGAGAAGUGAUUGCCAAAUGCGUGCAACUGGCAACCGACUUGACAGGAGAAAAACCCCGUGGUUGGAGAGCUCCGCUAUAUCAAUUGCGCACCCACACAAUUCAAGUUUUGGAAGAAUACGGGUUCUUAUACGAUUCCUCCCUCACUCACCACGACUCGUCAUUGUACUUUGUGCCUCGCAUGUCUGAGCCCACACCCAUUGAUUUCUCGCCUUCCAACUCUGCCUCCACUUGGAUGAAGCCUUUGAGUCUCCCUGCUCCUAGGACCUCUCAAACUCUAGUGGAAAUCCCUUGCAAUUGGUAUAUGGAGGACAUGACGCCGAUGCAAUUCCUCCCAGCUGCAGAGAAUUCGCAUGGGUUCGUCAGUCCAGUGACAAUUGAACAAAAUUGGAAGUCUCGAUUCGAAUUCCUUUAUAGUGAAGCUCUUGAGAAGUCCAUCGAGGAGGGCUGUGAACAAGGUUUUGUCUUCCCUUUGGUGCUACACCCAGACACCAGUGGAAUGGCCCAUGUGGUGGUGCAUGAGUGGCGCCCGCUGCCGACGAUCAGCCCCUGGGGAUUUAUCAAUAGCAGUGUCUCGACCUUCGAACAUCCCGAUGAAGUGGAUGUGGAUUUCAAUGAACUUAACGAAUUGAUCUCCGUGGCUCAAAGUUCCAAAGAAAACACCGACCAACUAUGGUCAUGGCUGCAACAUUUCCCACAACUUGCCGAAAUCACUGCGAACUACAACCUCAAUCUUCCACCCUCCCUCGCACUGUUCCCUGAUAUUUCUCAAUCGGGGCAUGGAGAGUUAUUUGAUUAUUAUCUCCAGCAAGUCUGCCCUCGUACCGCCGCCAGCUCCACAUUGUCGUCACCAUUUGCAUCGGUGAUCUUGCCCUUUUGCCUAUCGGCUUCUCCUACCCUUUUCAAGGCGAUUCAAGCAUUGGGGGCAUGUCAUUGGUCAAGACUCAACCCAGGCUAUGGGCCCAUUGGCCUACGCUAUAAAUCGGAGGCCUUGAGAGACCUUCGCCAGCGUCUUUCAUCCGAGGGGACUUUGACAUGCUCUAUGGAUCCCGAGGUACUCGUGAUCAUGAUCAUGCUAUGUCUUUAUGAGAUAGUAGACAAGUGCGAUACACAAUGGACCAUUCAUCUCAAAGGCGCUAAUGAUUUGAUCCGACUUCGGAGAAAACAACAGACUGCUCUGUCUAAAUCCACAGAGCCGUCUGAUCCCGUCACGGGUUUUGCAGAACAAUUUUUCGCAUUCCAGGAUGUUAUGGGACGCACCGCCUGUGCCAAAGAGGUUCUGUUCGGCACCGAUUAUUGGAAGCCCGAGGAGCGCAGCAUCGAUCUUUGGAUGGGAUGUAGCCCAGAAUUGGUCUCAAUCUUGGCCAAAAUCACAGACAUGAGCCGAACAAGACGGCAAUAUACGUCCGAGGAGGAUAAAUCAUCCUAUUUCCUGCGCGCCGCCUCUCUCGAACGACAACUAGAAGGCUUGGUUCAAGAGGUGGGAGAGGGUGAGGACGAGGUCCUUGCAAUUGUUGCGGAUGCCAAACGUCUAGCCGCAAUGCUCUAUCUGCACUGUGCUCUCUAUGGCUCCGAUCCAACCACACCUUUGGUGAAGAGCUACGUGCGCCAGAUCCUACACCUGAUCUUAAAUCUUCUUGAUCGCGGUUCGACUGCCAAUGUGACAUGGCCAGUCUUUGUGGCAUCUGUAGAGCUUGAUCCAUCUGAUGAUGAACUCAACCCAGACUCAGAGACCGAUUCAGGCUCUGGACGAGCGAUUGUGUUGCGCUCUUUGGCAACGAUGGCUGAUUCAACAAUCUCCAACAUUGCUAGAACACGUGCUGUCAUCACCAAACUAUGGCAGACACGCGAUUCCGAUCUAAUCAAGGGAGCCACUCCCCAAAAUGACUGCAAUGACUGGGAAUGGCAUGUGGUACCUAUCAGCAACGCCAUGAGCUUGGCGUGA